This is a messenger RNA of Chlorocebus sabaeus (green monkey), 1068 nucleotides long. Lineage: Eukaryota; Metazoa; Chordata; Mammalia; Primates; Cercopithecidae. The record is from RefSeq and is a predicted model, not a curated record.
AUGGCGGCCUCCUCCAGCCUUCUCCAAAGGGGUCUCCAAGUGUUUGCUGUCCUGCAAUGGGUCUUCUCCUUCUUAGGGCUGCAGUUGCACCCCUCCUGGAACUACUCCUUUGGCUUCCACCCUCACGGGGUCCUGGUUGUGGGAGCCUUCGCCAACUUCUGCACAGAGCCCACUGGCUUCUCCUGCCUCUUCCUCGAGCUCCGGCCACACCCGCUCAUGCUGCCUUGCCAGCACUGCCUCAGGGGUGGCCAGGUGUCCGUCCUGGCCGUGGGAGGGCCCCUGGAGGCGCUGCUGGCAAAACUCGGAGCACUGAGCUUUCGGAUUCGGAAUCAGAAGGGAUUCGUUAAGUCAGCUCUGGAACCCGGGUUAGGACCCGAGCGUGGCCCGGUGGGGACGCCAGGGAUGCCGGGCCGGGGAGGAGGAGAGCGGCGCCACCCGCGUACCCCGGGGCCAGGAGUCAGCCGCGCCCUGCUCCCCCGCGGCCUCCCUGGUGCCUGUCUUCUCCAGGGAGAACGAGCUCUUCCAGCAGUUCCCGAACCCGCCGGGCUCGUGUUGCGGAGGGUGAAGGAGGCGCUGCAUCCGCUGCUAAGCGUGGCCUUGCCGCUGUUCCUUGGCCGCCGGGGCCUCCAGCUGCCCUUCCGUGCGCCCAUCCGCACCGUCGGUGAGCCCCUGCCUCUGUCCCGCGAUUCCUGCCCGGUGCCCGCUCCCUCCCCGUCCAGCGUUAGGGCCUCGCCACCCAGACUGGCCUUUGGCCGCCGCGCCAGCCCUGAACUCUGUCCUCGCCGAUCCCCGCGGGCGGAAGGGAGAGAAGGAGGAAGGGAGGGGAGGGGGCGGACCGGGGAUCCCAGUCUUCGAGGCGCACAAGGCGCGCUAUGGUGUCCCCGCCGACAGGCACCUGGUCCUCCACCUAGGCGCGCCCCACCGCCUGGCCUCGCCUGUCCCCUGGGUGACUGCGGGUGGAGAAGUGAAAUUAAAGACUGGCCGCUGGGCGCGGUGGCUCACCCCUGUGAUCUCAGCACUUUGGGAGGCCGAGGCCCCACCCAGCAGCCAGCCCAGGCUGGUGACUGA